Drosophila sechellia is the source of this 2713-nucleotide messenger RNA. RefSeq names its product Tubulin tyrosine ligase-like 6A (gene TTLL6A). The transcript is spliced from 5 exons. Bases 1 to 2598 code for a protein of 865 amino acids. Lineage: Eukaryota; Metazoa; Arthropoda; Insecta; Diptera; Drosophilidae. The record is from RefSeq and is a predicted model, not a curated record. Gene Ontology annotation, molecular function: tubulin-glutamic acid ligase activity; tubulin binding. Gene Ontology annotation, biological process: microtubule cytoskeleton organization; protein polyglutamylation. Gene Ontology annotation, cellular component: ciliary basal body.
AUGCCUUCCAAGAAAUCGCCCAGGCCCACUUACUCCGAGCCCAAUCCGUACACGCGAUUCUUUAAUGCCCAUAAAUCUCUGCCCCCGGAUAAAAACGGUCAAAAGCAAGGAGUCUACAAUCGGGAAAGUGUGUAUGUCCUGUCGAAUAAGUCACGUGGCAAACGGCGAUCGGGACGGGAAAAUAACCUGCCAACUUGGCGACGGCGCGGUGGUAACGAGGACCACAUCAUGGUUGUUACGCAGGAUAACACGCAACAGCAGAGGGAUAAGCCAUUGCUGACCGCCUCCCAAUUGGAUUCCAUUUGCUAUGACGUCAUUAAAGAGCCACCGAUGCAGUUUCACGUGAAUGGCACCGACAUAGUGCCCAGUAUUCGCGGCCUCAGACUAAGUGUCUGCGUGGAGCACACGCGAUUCCAGCUGGUGGCCAAGGUUACCAGGAACAUGGGAUUUCAGCAUGUGCCCGAGCAUAGGUUGUGGAACAUCCAAUGGUCGGACUCCACACCCCAUCAUGACCUGCUGCGUAACAUGAAACGCUUUCAGCAGAUUAACCAUUUUCCAGGCAUGGUGGAGAUAUGCCGCAAGGAUCUGCUGUCAAGGAACCUGAAUCGCAUGCUCAAAAUGUUUCCCGGCGACUAUCGCAUAUUUCCCAAAACCUGGCUAAUGCCAACCGAUGCCUACGAUGUAGCCAUUUAUGCGAACAAACACAAGCGCACUUUUAUCCUAAAGCCUUAUUCGGCGGGUCAAGGACGUGGCAUCUGGAUAACCACCGAUCUUCGCACUGUGGGCAAACGGGAGAAACUCAUCUGCCAAACUUACAUAGAACGGCCCCUACUUAUAGAUGGCUACAAGUUUGAUCUGCGCGUCUAUACACUUGUCACCUCGGUGGAUCCACUGCGCAUUUUUGUGUACAAUGAGGGUCUGGCACGCUUUGCCACCCAGAAAUAUGUGCCACCAACAACGGGAAAUAGCCACAAUGUGUUCAUGCACCUGACCAACUAUUGCCUGAAUCGCCGGAACUCACAGUACAUGGUGGGCAAUGGACCGGAAGCGGGUUCCAAACGCAAGCUAAGUGCCUUUAAUAAGUGGCUAGUGGAUCACAACUACGAUGUCGCCGAGUUCUGGGCGAGUGUGGAUGAUGCGAUUAUAAAGACGCUGAUUAGUGCUUGGCCCACACUAAAGCAUAAUUACAAUGUCUGCUUUCCAAAGCACGAUAAGAUACAGGCCAGCUUUCAGCUGCUCGGAUUUGAUAUCCUUGUGGACUGGAAACUGAAGCCCUACAUACUGGAAGUCAAUCACACGCCUAGUUUGAGUGCAGAUGAGUCGGUGGACAUGGAAGUGAAGCGGCCAUUAAUUCGAGAUACUCUGAAUAUGCUCAGCACAGCCUUGGUAGAUAAAGAACAGAUUAUUCGGGAUGACCGAACAGAGCACAGAGCUAGGCUGCUUAGGAAUAUCUACAAUAAGAAGGCUGCUGCCCAAAUGCCGGGCUAUUCGUCACCAAUCCGGGAAGUUGGUGGCCACGAUGUGCGCCAAGCCUGCUCCAUUGGAGCGUUAACCCAACAGAUUGCCUGGGAGGAGAGCCACCUUGGCAACUAUCGACGUAUAAUGCCACCACGAGAUUCCUCAAAGGUCAACUACUAUUGCAAGUUCUACGAACAGAAUAAGCAACCCAUGUUCGCAGAUACAGUUGCAAGUAGGAGACGUGAGCAGCUGAAUCUCCAGGCAAUGCAAAAGCAACAACGGGAGCGCCAGCAGGAUCUGGUUCAACAGCAGCAGAACCAAACGCAGGCACAGAAUCGCAUCGGCAAGCAUGUGCGUUGGCCAGGUGAUCUGGUGCAAGGUGCAGAGGUAAAUCCUGUGAUCCUGCAGUCACGACGACGCCGCGAGGAGGCCGAGGCUUAUGCGAAAAAGCAUCGAGCCUUGAUAGCGCGCGAAAUUCAGCGCCAAAAAGAGCAACUGCUGGCGCCCACUUGCGCCAAGGAGCGAUUGGGCAUUUGGCAGAGUGUGCGCAGGGAAAAGCGCAGCCAAUUUUCACCCAAACGCGGCAGCAGUAUCACCAAAGGUUAUCGUCGCAAACAGCAACGAAAUCGUAGCCAGCGGGCUCGUCAACAGCGGAUGCUCGAAAUGGAAGCAAUGCGGGAUGCCAAAUUCCUGGAGCAACACGCUCAAAAACAACGCCUCGAGGGUGGCAGGGUUGUGGGUAAAAGUGAAUCCCCAGACUUAACGAGCAAGAUCACAAUGAAAAGCAAGACUAGCUUGAAGAAAAAGGUGAGGCCAAAGGGAAAACCCGAUCUGAGUAAGGAAACCCUUCGGGAAAGCAACCACUGCCAGAUGACAAAGUCAAAGGUGGAGCUAACACCUGGCACCAAGGCUCGAGCAUUUGCAAAUUGGACAGCCGGCACCAUCAACGAAGCGGAAACUGACCAACUUCUCAGCUGGCGAAAGGAAAGGGCCAGUCAGUUAAAUGAAACAAGGCUCAGGGAAUUGAUAUUCUCAAAAAUGUACGAAAACGGUCACCUAACCAAGAACGAUAUCAAGUGCUUCCCGGAUCUACUUUAUCAAAUACUUAAUAAUGAUUGCGAGGAAGCGAGUUCUCGAUAGAUCAAUGUUAUACUCUGGAUUUUUGGGCAUACUGUGUGUGUUUUCGGUCAGUGAUUAGUCUUUGGAAGCUAUGUUUUAUAAUGCCAAUUUGUAGUUGUUGAAAUUAAAAAUGACA